Chaetura pelagica (chimney swift) is the source of this 744-nucleotide messenger RNA. It is a transcript of the gene CUNH8orf88, whose product is annotated as chromosome unknown open reading frame, human C8orf88. The coding region runs from base 1 to 744 and encodes 247 amino acids. Gene Ontology annotation, molecular function: eukaryotic initiation factor 4E binding. Gene Ontology annotation, cellular component: cytoplasm. The transcript has 7 exons. The record is from RefSeq and is a predicted model, not a curated record. NCBI's taxonomy places the organism in Eukaryota, Metazoa, Chordata, Aves, Apodiformes, Apodidae. Gene Ontology annotation, biological process: negative regulation of translational initiation.
AUGCAGAUGUACUGUAUCAGUGCCUGCAAAAAGAAUGUGAUGGAGCACCAUGCACAAACAGCUCAGGAAACUAACUGGAAGGAAAGAGGCUUCCAGAGCACUUUUCUGAUGGGCCCUCAUAAGCUGUCUCUUGUGAACCUCAGACUUGAUAAGAUGCUGAAAAAGAAAGAUGAUGUGGAAAUCCUGCUGGGCCUGAUUGCUACUGCAGAGGCCUCCUCUCGGCUGGGUGGAUCACCAGUCGGAGAAACUAAAAAGUUUAUUGGUAAAUCCCUUCAGCCAGCACGACCUGUGCAUCAUCUGUCUUCUAAACAAGCAUCAGCCACUGUGGUACCCUUUCAGACUGAAUUACCUAGGAGCACUGAAGUAUGUUUGGAGAGUAAGGUUGACUGGUUAUCUGAAAAGACUGAAGCAAAGAUUUUAACUCAAACUAUGAUGCCCUGUCAACCAAACCAGCAUGAAUCGAAAGCAAAAAAAGAAAGGAUCAAAUACAGCAGAGAUUUCCUUCUGAAACUUUCAAGUGUUUCUCUCUCUCAGAAGAAGCCAGAAUCUCUUCCUGAUCAUCCAGUUGUCCUUGAAAAGCCAGCAAAGGAGGACCCUCACAGAAAUGGAGUCAGUGGACAAAUGAGCUCUAAAAUUGUUCAUGACAUGGCUAAAUUGCAAAUAAUUUGGGUGGCAGAAAAGAAAGAUAGUAAAAACUGGUGCAAGUCAAGGUGGCUUGCAUGUGUUUCAAGGAGAUUGUUUUGA